Eurytemora carolleeae is the source of this 1200-nucleotide messenger RNA. RefSeq names its product 6-phosphogluconolactonase-like. Gene Ontology annotation, molecular function: 6-phosphogluconolactonase activity; protein binding. The transcript is spliced from 6 exons. Bases 586 to 1200 code for a protein of 204 amino acids. The record is from RefSeq and is a predicted model, not a curated record. Lineage: Eukaryota; Metazoa; Arthropoda; Copepoda; Calanoida; Temoridae.
ACCAAAACAAUCACUUAAUCUCCUUAAAAGUUGAGAUGAACUUUGCUUAAAUGUGCUGCGUUCAUUUCAAAGUUCUCGGCUAAAGUUUUGUGAAUUUCUAUGUUAUGAUGGAUUUGAUCAUAAAUGAUGAAUGAUCAACCAUUUUUUAUAUUUACCAUUUAGAAACACAAUCUAAGGGUUUUAAUUUUCUCCUGAAGUUAACCUUUGUUCAGCUCUGAUCUUGCACCGAGAUUUCUUUUAAGUGAAAACAAGUCCAAAGUCCUAUUUGUGGGUGGAGUUUAUGAUUACCAUAAUAUACGAUUUUGUUGUUUACUAAACAAAACCAGGUAUUUUUUCCACAAUUCGUUGAUGCUUAUUCUAUUUAAAGGUUUUGUAUCAAUGAUUGCAAAAAUAUACUUGUAAUGAAAGAGCUAGAGCAGAUUUGAAAUCAUUAGAAACAGUUCCAGCUGUGCACUAGACCCCGAAAUUAAUCUUUGGUCGAAAAUCUUCAAAUCUGUUAAAUACAGUUUUUUAAAUAUCAGGCCAUGUAUAUUAUAUAAAUACUGGGCCUCUAUCAAAGGAUAAAUCAGUUCUAACCCUAGCAUCAUGCCACCCUCUGCUCUCACCAAUAAAGAUAUCCCCGUUAGCUCCGGGCUGCCUAAGACCCUGUUCCUUCUGGGAGGGUACACGGAUAAGUCUGUGCUGGCCCACAACCCUGGUGGGGAGGAGGGGGAGGGGUUCUACUCUGUUAUAUUUGAUCCAGAACUAGGAAAACUUAAACAGCUCAAGUCCUCGAAGAUUGAGCCAAAUCCUGCGUUUAUAAUGAAGCAUCCAGCCCUUGAUCUUGUUUAUAUGACGACAGAGGUUAUAAAUGAUUCAGGUAGUGAAGUACUGACCGGAGCACUGAACCGUUCUUCCGGUCAGGUUACGGUCAUAGACAGGAAGAAGGUCCACGGUCGGUCAACAUGUCACCUGGAGUGGGAUUCCGGCUACAAACAUUUGAUUGCAGUCAGCUACUGGGACAGCAAGCUAACUACCUUCGCGGUCAGCGAAGAUGGAUCUUUGGAAGAUGCAUUCCAGGUUUUCAUUCUUUACAUACAAAUUAGGCAUUUUUUCCUUCAUUCUGAUGGAAUUGAGUUUAUCAGUACAGUUAAUCUUGAUCCAUUCAGCGGCAAAAUAUUCCUUGUUCCAGAUCUAGGAAGGGAUCAGUUGUACGUGUAA